This is a messenger RNA of Staurois parvus, 300 nucleotides long. Lineage: Eukaryota; Metazoa; Chordata; Amphibia; Anura; Ranidae. The record is from the annotation of a GenBank genome assembly.
UGCUGCCAAUCAGUGCCACCUAUCAGUGCCAGUCAGUGCCGCCUAUCAGUGCCAUCAGUGCCGCCUAUCAGUGUCACCUAUCAGUGCCGCCUAUCAGUGCCAUAUAUGAGUGCUGCCUUUCAAUGCCCAUCAGUGAUCCCUGUCAAUGCCCAUCAGUGCCACCUACCAGUGCCUCCUCAUCAGUGCCCAUCAGUGCCACCUAUCAGUGUCCAUCAGUGCAGCCUAUCAGUGCCCAUCAGUGCAGCCUCAUUAGUGCACAUCAAUGAAGGAGAAAAAUCACUUAUUUACAAAAUUUUAUAA